Lathyrus oleraceus (garden pea) is the source of this 1587-nucleotide messenger RNA. RefSeq lists its product as uncharacterized. The transcript has 4 exons. Lineage: Eukaryota; Viridiplantae; Streptophyta; Magnoliopsida; Fabales; Fabaceae. Bases 1 to 1587 code for a protein of 528 amino acids. The record is from RefSeq and is a predicted model, not a curated record.
AUGAGAAAGGCUAGAACUUCUGCUUUGAGGAAAGGAAAGCCCUCUAAAGUAAGUACCUACUCCUCUCCUUCCAUGACUGCUAGAAAUGUAAAAACUCUUGAACCCUCUACUACAGUAAAGAAACCUCGGUCUAUGACUAGUUUGUAUCUUGACCCCAUUAUCGUUGGACCUAAUGUUGGUAUUUCUAAAGAUUGUCAUGUUAUAACAAAUGUUAUGGAAGAUGUUGAAGCCUCUGAAACCAGUAAUAUACCUAGAUAUACUAAUGUCGUGUCGGAUGUCUCCACAUCCUUGGCUCAACCUGAUAACACUACUGAGACCCCCAUGGAUAAAUCUGAUGUGAAUGUAACUACUCUGUCUCCUGAAAAAUUGAAAGACAAAGAAAGCUUUGAAUGGAUGACAUGUGAUCUGGCCAACAAAGAUGAAAACUCUAUUGAGAAAAAGGAUCAACACACUAACAUAGUAAAUAUUGAGGAUCUGGGCUCUGAUGAUGUUCCCAUCGGUCAAAGACUGGCUCUAGGUAUAGCUAAAAGAUUGAAGAACAGAAAAGGUCAAGUUAUUGAAUCCUCCAGCACACCCUCCAAAUCUAUCAGGAAAAGAGCUAGUGACAACAUUUCUACUACCAAAAAGCAAGCAUCUGGGAAGAAGAUUCUAGCAAAUAUUCCUGAAGUUCGAAUUGACAACAUUUCCUUUCACUCUGUGGAGAAUGUUGAAAAGUGGAAAUUUGUUUACCAAAGAAGAUUAACUCUGGAAAGGGAACUGAGUAAAGAUGCUUUUGAUUGCAAAGAGGAAUGUGACAACAAGAGGAGCAAGGAGUUUAGAAAAGUGUAUGUCAGAGGAAGAUGUGUGGAUUUUUCUCCUGAAAUAAUCAAUAGGUUCUUGGGCAGAAAUGAAGAAGAACCAGCUGAAAUAGAAGUCUCUGACAAUGUCAUCUACAAAGAGAUUACUUCUAAACAAGUAAAGGAAUGGCCAAGGAAAGGGAAACUGUUUAUAAGUUCCUUGAGUGUUAAGUAUGUUGUUCUCCACAGAAUUGGAGCUGCUAAUUGGGUUCCAACCAAUCACACUUUCAACAUUAUUACACGACUAGGUAAGUUUAUUUAUAUUGUUGGUACCAAGUCAAGUUUUGAAUUUGGAUCCUAUGUAUUUGAUCAAACUAUGAAGCGUGUUGCCUCUUAUGCUGUGAAGAUGCCAAUAGUUUUUCCCUCCUUGAUCUGUGGUGUUAUCCUGAGUCAACACCCAAGUAUCUUAAUCAAUUCUGACAAUACCUGUAAAAGGGACCCUUCUCUCUCAUUAUAUUAUAGGUUUUUCCCUGGAAAAUAUGUUCUAGACAUUGCCAUGACAUCUGGGCAAACACCUUUCAGGCCUACUUAUAGAACAUGCAUCCUUGUUGAGCUAAAAGAUACUUGCAAGACUUUGGAUGAAACUAUCAAUAGUUAUACUGAAAGGAAAAACAAGAUUGAAAUGUUGAUAAAGGCCUUGUCUGAAGAAGAAGGAAGUUUGAAAGGUGAUGGAAUGGAUGAAGAAGAGGAAAAAGAAGAAGGUUCUGAUGCAAGUGAUGAUGAAGAUGCUACUAGCAAUGAUGAGGACUGA